This is a messenger RNA of Cryptomeria japonica (Japanese cedar), 2688 nucleotides long. Its product is annotated as alpha-xylosidase 1-like. Gene Ontology annotation, molecular function: carbohydrate binding; hydrolase activity, hydrolyzing O-glycosyl compounds. The coding region runs from base 5 to 2614 and encodes 869 amino acids. Gene Ontology annotation, biological process: carbohydrate metabolic process. The transcript is spliced from 4 exons. Lineage: Eukaryota; Viridiplantae; Streptophyta; Pinopsida; Cupressales; Cupressaceae. The record is from RefSeq and is a predicted model, not a curated record.
CAAAAUGGCCAAUUCAGCAGCCUUGUUGUUAGCAUUUGUUUGUGUUCUGUGGGCUACUGUGUGUAAUGGCCAGGAAGUUGGUCAUGGUUAUCGUCUUCUUUCCAUUCAGAAAAGGUCUGAUGAGAGCUUGAUAGGAAGCUUGGAGCUCAUACAGAAUACACAUACUUAUGGACCAGAUAUUCCACUUCUCCAACUUUAUGUCAAGCAUGAAACAAAGGACCGAGUGAGAGUCCAUAUAACUGAUGCAAAGAAGAAGAGAUGGGAAGUACCUUAUAAUAUGCUUCAUAGGGAACAAGUACCUAAUUUUCAGGAAAAAAAGGAAACCAAAAUCUCUAAACCAGUGUUUGACUACUUUGAGUUUUCAAGCAACGAGUUGAUCUUCUCCUACAUUGUCAAUCCAUUUGGGUUCGCAAUUAGUCGCAAAUCCAAUGGGGAUGUCCUUUUCAACUCCUCCUCUUAUGGCAACUUGGUGUUCAAAGAUCAAUAUCUAGAGAUAACCACUAGCCUUCCCACAUCAACUUCACUAUAUGGGCUUGGGGAGAACACACAAUCCAAUGGAAUUAAGAUUCUUCCCAAUCAACCAUAUACUCUUUAUGCAACUGAUAUUAGCCCUGCAGAGUUGUACACAAAUUUGUAUGGGUCCCAUCCUUUUUACAUGGAUUUAAGGAAGGGAGGUGUUGCUCAUGGAGUUCUAUUAUUGAACAGCAAUGGAAUGGAUAUUUUCUAUACCGGUAGUAUGCUGACAUACAAGGUAAUUGGGGGCGUGUUGGAUUUCUACUUCUUUGCAGGGACUUCUCCAUUGAAUGUGGUUCAACAAUACACUACCCUCAUUGGAUAUCCAGCUGCUAUGCCCUAUUGGGCUUUUGGAUUUCAUCAAUGUAAAUUUGGGUAUAAAAAUGUUGAAGAUAUAGAAUAUGUUGUAGCUAAUUAUAAGAAAUCACAAAUACCCCUAGACGUAAUGUGGACUGACGAUAACUAUAUGGAUGGAGCUAAGGACUUCACACUAGAUCCAGUCAAUUAUCCCGAAAAAAAGUUGCGUUCUUUUAUUGAUCAAAUUCAUGCUAAUGGGCAAAAAUACGUUGUCAUUGUUGAUCCAGGAAUUAAUGUGAACUCCACUUAUGCCACUUUUCAGCAAGGGAUGACCUUAGAUGUCUUCAUAAAGCAUGAUGGUGAACCCUUCGUUGGCCAAUCAUGGCCAGGAGCUGUUUACUUCCCAGACUUUUUGAACCCAAAAACAACUUCAUUUUGGGUGGAUGAGAUAUCGCGGUUCUACAAGAUGGUCCCAGUGGAUGGCCUUUGGAUUGAUCUUAAUGAGAUAUCCAACUUUUGUAGUGGAAAAUGCACCAUUCCAAAUAAUCGAACAUGUCCAGGCCCUGGUGUUGUAUUUACAUGUUGUCUUGAUUGUACUGACAUUAACAAUACACGAUGGGAUGAUCCCCCUUACAAGAUCAAUACCUCUGGAACACAUGCCCCACUUGGCUCCAAAACUAUCGCCACAAGCUCCAUCCACUAUAAUGGCAUCCUUGAAUAUGAUGCACAUAGUCUUUACGGUUUCUCAGAGGCAAUUGCUACACAUGUUGCUCUUCAAAAAAUCUUAAGAAAACGUCCCUUCAUUUUGUCAAGGUCUACAUUUGUUGGGUCAGGAUCAUACACAGCGCAUUGGACUGGUGAUAACCAUGCUUCUUGGGAGGACCUUGGCUACUCCAUCUCAACUAUAUUGAGAUUUGGUAUGUUUGGGAUGCCAAUGGUUGGGGCUGAUAUAUGUGGAUUUUUAGGGGGUACAAAUGAGGAAUUGUGUGCACGGUGGAUUCAAUUGGGAGCAUUUUAUCCCUUUAGUAGGGACCAUGCUAAUUUUGAUAGCCCACGACAGGAGCUUUAUUUAUGGGACUCAGUGGCCAAGUCAGCACGUAAGGCAUUGGGGCUGCGUUACAAAUUAUUGCCUUAUAUUUAUACAUUAAACUAUGAGGCACAUAUGAUAGGGGCCCCUAUUGCACGACCACUAUUUUUCUCUUUUCCAGAGGAUGAGGAGACAUAUGGUAUAAGUACCCAAUUUCUCAUUGGUCCAGGUGUCCUAGUUUCCCCUGUUUUGCAGAAGGAGACAACUAGAGCGACUGCUUAUUUCCCUAAAGGGAGUUGGUAUAAUUUGAAUGACAUGAAACAAGCCUUGGUUUCUAUAGGUGAGUAUGUGAAUUUAGUUGCCCCCAUGGAUACUAUUAAUGUUCAUGUUUGUGAUGGGAUGAUUCUCCCCAUGCAGCAAGGGGGAUUAACCACUAGAGAGGCUAGGAAGACUCCAUUCACUUUGGUGGUAGCAUUUUCAAAAGGCUUAAACUAUAGUGGGGCAAAGGCAAAAGGUCAACUCUUUUUAGAUAAUGGUGAAGAUGUAGAGAUGAAGUUGCAAGAGGGAAGUUCCACUUAUGUCAACUUUUUUGGUGAGUCAGAUGGAAAGAAACUGACAGUCAUUUCUGAGGUACAAAUGGGGAAAUAUGCCUUACAAGAGGGUUGGGUGGUGAAAUAUGUGGUAGUUUUAGGACCUUCCUCUUUUCCUUUAGUUUUUAAUGUUAGUUUGCCUAUUGGAAAACACUUUAAUGUGACGUGGGAUGUAAACAAUGUUUAGUCAUUUAUAAGCUAUAAUUAUAAAGCUUUAAUCCCUAUUAAUAUCAUGUUAAUGUGUCAUUUUUUAAUUUAAAA